Molecule: messenger RNA, 5049 nt
Organism: Pyricularia oryzae 70-15
Lineage: Eukaryota; Fungi; Ascomycota; Sordariomycetes; Magnaporthales; Pyriculariaceae
Exons: 5
Coding region: 913-4836 (1307 amino acids)
Source: RefSeq, a predicted model, not a curated record
GGAUCCGAAGCAAGCGUGGGGCCACGUUAGCGGGAGCUCUAGCCCAAUUUAGGUAGGGACCUUAGACAUGGGGUACCCGAGUAGCUCUCCCUAACUCUGAAAACCAGCCAGUGGUUUCUUGCAAAAGUGCUUGCUCCUUCAGCUUCAAUUUUACGGCAAACCUAGAACGCCCGUGGCAGAGAGUUAUGUCGUGUGAAGAGUUUUCUUGUUUUUCUUUUCUUCAUUUUUAGAUCAAUCAGACGAAAUUCACUGAUAGGGAAUACGAAGGCGCAAGCAUUUGUUCUCCAGACUCAGAAUUCCGUCAAGUAAGCCCUGAAGGCCAUAUCCCUCGUAGGGACUUAUUUCUCUUUCUCGUUGGCAAUCGCAACCGAAACAAACGCGCCAUAGCCUGACGCUAUCGAUAGGGUCGGAUUUUGACUCUAACACUGCGUGAGGACUAGGACCCUGCAUCGGUACUUGGUAUUGGGCGUGCGUCCCGAAUAAAUUCAAGUCGUUUUUUGGUGGAUAUGGGGUGGGAACUUGAGCCAGCUUAUCCCUUAGCAGGUACGAUCGGCUCGACAUGGAUCAAUGGGAUACGUAGGUACCUUCCUGGGCUACCAAAAAAACGGUCCAGCUUUACCGGCCAUGUGGCUUCGACCGUGAGAAUAAUCUUGCCCACCAUUGAUGACCUUUGCAUUCUUGAAUGAUACAAUAUACUGCUGCGUGUCUCUGUACAAUAUAAAUCACCGGUUUGCAUUUGAGACUUGGCAGCGCAGCGCCCAGAGUCGGGUUGCGCACGUACCGAUCCCUGGCGCAUCGUGUCGCUAGCUCAAGACCGCCAUCAAACCAGCGCAUCACGCAACGCCAUCUUGUGCCCGGUGCCGCCGUUGCGUCUACACCCGGCCUGAACGGCUGCAGCUUCACGAGGCUAUCAUGUUUGAGCGAUUCAAGGGCAUCAAGGGCGCCAUUGAUCGGACGAUCGCUGAGGAACAAGCAAAAGCUAAAGCCCUCGCAGAGCAGAGAGAGGCCGCCAUUUCAGCCUCGUCCUCCCGCCGCUCAGGCUCCACGUCGCGCAGCCGAAAUAACGAGUCCCCAGCACCUCGACCGCGAACGACCAGGAGGACCAGUCAGCUUAACACCGCCACCACGCGGAGUACGGAUACCGAUUCUGCCGAUUUCGACGCCGCAUUCACCAUCGACGACGAAGAAGAAACAAGGAGCUCUGCCGGAGACAAUUCAUCACAGGCUGAUACUUCGCGCCAGGAACCCAGCGGGGGUGGUGGUGCUGCGCAUAAAAAUCCCAAGAUGGAUGGGACUACGACUCCCGAGGGGUCCGAGGGGGCGGGGGCACCUGCUGCCCUCCCUCAGGAGGUUCGUUCCAAGCUGCGCAAGUUGGAGCGGCUGGAGAAGGUUCACGAAGAACUUCUCAAGUCGUACAGAGUUGCCCAUACACGAGUCACGGCGAUCGAAGCCUUUGAACAGGCGCUUAGAGAAAACACGCCUUGCGAGAACAUUAAGGACCCUCAGGUCUUCACUGAAUACCUGAACCAGGUCAAGAUGCAAGGUGACAUGGUCAAAGAGGAACUUCAGCGCGUAUCUUCCGAGAAUGCCACCUUGAAGAAGGAGCUGGAAGAGAGCAAGAGUGAACUUGCGAAGCUCAAAGCCUCCGACCAGCAGCCAACGGAGCAGUCGCCUGCGGACAAGCCAUUACCAGAGGUCAAGGGAGAGCCGGCCAAAGAGGCCGGGGCCACGGAUGCAAGCACGCAACCGACGACCAACUCAGCAGGUAUCAAGUCACCCAUGGUCUCCUCAGUCUUGGGCAUCUUCUCUCCUAAAUCCAAGUCUACCGAAACUUUCGAAUCGGCUCCAGACAAGGACUCUUCCGAAUUCUUUUCAUUCGAGGCUGAGAACUCGCAAUUUGAGUCCCAGCUAGCCGCCAAAACGGAUGAGAUCAAGAGGCUGCAAGAUGAACUGGACAACCUCAAGGCCGAGGUGUCAACAAGCAAGGCUAAGUCAGAGGAGACCAGCGAUGCAACUGCUAAGAUCGAAGCGCUUGAGAAGGAGCUCGCGACCAUUACCGCUCAAAAGGCAGAAGAGAUCGAAAAGCUGGAGACUCAGAUUCGUUCACUAAAAGAAGAGAUCUCUACAAUAACUGCUGCCAAGUCUGCGGAUGAGGAGAAGCUUCAAGCCGAGCUUAAAUCACUGAAGGCAGAUCUUUCGAAAAUGGAAGCUGCGAAAACUGAAGAGGCCAAGAAGCUACAGGAACAACUCCAGUCGACCAAGACAGAGCUCACCAAAGUCGAAGCUGACAAGACUAAAGAGUCCAAGACGCUUCAAGAAGAACUCAAAUCUACCAAGACGGAGCUCUCGACCCUGACGGCUUCCAAGUCAGUCGAGAUCAAGAAACUGGAAGACAAGGCCAAAGAGACGCAGAAAGACCUGUCUGCCGCACAGAAGGCAAAGGAUGAGCUCGCCAAAAAGCUGGAGAAGGCCAAUGCUGACCUAGAGAAUGCAAAGUCACUCAAGAAGGAGCUCGAUAGCCAGAAGGCGGAAGUUUCCAAGUUGACUAAAAAGCUCGGGGAAGCGGAAACACAAGUGCGCGAGCUGACGGAUUCGAAGGACGCGUUGCGCAAAGAACUUGAUGCCGCCAAGACCGAAAAGCCCAUGCCAUCAGCCGAGGCAGAAAAACUUACCGCGGAGACCACACCCUCAGCCGUUGCUUCUGAGUCCCAGGCUAAUUCUUCUUCUUCCAAGAAGAAGAACAAGAAGAAAAAGGGCGGAGCAGCCACCACACCCGCCAGCCAAGCCUCCGCCGACAAGGCUCCUGCCACACCCCAAGCAGCGAUUUCACCAAAGACGGAGGAUACGGUUCCUGUGGCCAAGUAUGACGAGCUCAAAGAGCAGAUAUCCACCCUUGAGCAACAGAUCGCUCAGAAGGAUGAAUCCAUUGAACGUUUGUCAAAGAGGAAGAAGAAUGAGGAUGAUCUUAUUGAAGAGGUUGAAAACAUGAGGGAUAAUCUCCUUCAUAUCGGCCAGGAUAAUGUCGAGGCAAAGGAGAAGAUCAAGGCUCUCGAGGUCGAGAGGGACGAGCUAAAGGCAUGUAUUUCUGUCUUGGAGCAGGAAUUAGACCAGCUCCCGAUUCUGGCAUCCCUUGAUGGUGUAAAUUCAAAGGCUCAAAAGCUCAAAGAAACAUACGAGCAGAUGUUGGCCGAGCAUGAGAAGGCCAGCGGCAAGAAUGAUAAGCUCGCCAAAGACACCGAAAAAAUACGUCAAGAGGCGGAACAAGCGAAAACACAGGAAGCCGAAGUCCGCAAAAUUGUGGAGGCCGUGGAGGCAGAGUUGUCCAAAUUCCCCGAGGUGCCCGCGGAUAAAGGCACCGUCGAGAAGGUGCAAUGGGUCAAGACGCAAUACCAUUCCGUUCAGAAAAGGCAUGAAGAGCUUCAAAAGGCAUCUGAAGAGACAGCGGGCCUAAAGUCAGAACUGGGGGCAUCCCAGCAGCUGGCCCAAAGCCGAUUCAAGGAAAUAUCAGAGCUCAAGGAGAUUUUGCAGAGGGCCCAGCCAGAGUUGAAGAACCUGCGUGCCGAGGCUGCAAAGAUACCCACGCUUAAGGAGCAGAUUGCAGCCAAAGCUUCGGACAUGAUUGCGCUGGAGACCCGCGAAAAGAAUAUCAAGUCGGAGCUCUCGCGGAUGAAGCAGGAUGUAGCUGCUCGUGAUGCGGAACUCAAGACGCUCCGGGAUAAGCUUGCAGCUGAGAACAAGCAAAGGCUACAGCUGGAGAAUGACAAACGGACAGCUGGCCGUGACCUGAGGAGGUCUGAAGCGGAGAAAAUUGAGCUGAGCGCCAAGGAAGAAAAGGCCACCCGUGAACUACACAAGAUCCAGGAUGAAAUGGCAAAGGUCCAGCCGCGGAUCAAAGAGCUCGAGGCGGAGCUGCAGAAACUGAAAAAGGAAAGAGACGACGUCAAGGAGGAGCUACAACUCAAGACUUCACAAUACGCCAACGCACAGAAUCUCCUGGGAAGCAUGCGCGAUCAGUCUGCCGAAUUGGGAACGCAGCUAAAGGAGGCACAAGCAAGGGCUGAAUCGGUCGAGGAAGAACUUGCGGACUGUCAAAAGUUGUUGACCGAGCGCACGCGCGAUGCUGAGACGAUGCGGAGGCUGCUCAAUGAGGCAAACGAGCGUGAGGACGUCAAGAUGCGUGAUAUGCGUGCCCGUCUCGACAAGGCAGAGGAGGAGCGCGACAGGCUGGAGGCCGAAUCUGCCACAGUUGCACGCAAAAAGACUCGCGAGGUCGAGGAACUACGGACCAAGAUCAGGGACUUGGAGCGCGACGCUAAAGCUCUGGCGCUUGAGAAGGAAGACCUUGAGACUCGCGAGAAGGACAGACGGCGCCGGCUUGAGGAGCUCGAGAAGCUCGAGGAGGAAGCACGAGCCGAGGCUGUGGAGUCGCGUGAGGCAGUUGCGCAGUUGCAACAGUCGCUCACGGCAUCGGAGAAGUCGGUGCAGGGUGCGGAGCGUCGCCGCGCAGACCUGCAACGUAUGAUGGAUGAUUACAAGGCACGGUACACCAAAGCCGAAAAGGAUCUCAAAUCGGCAAGGAGCCAGCUCGCCCAGCCUGCAGCUGCAAGUUCCGGACGGAACUCGGUUGAUUCAAGCCGAUCUGGUGGUGCGAACGCCGGCUCCAAUGCACCGACUCCAGAUGUAAACUACAUCAAAACUAUCAUGUUGCAGUUCCUCGAGCAAAAAGACAACAGGCUCCGGGCGGCGCUGGUGCCAGUGCUGGCGCAACUGCUCAAGUUCGACAAAACCGACGAACAAAAAUGGAUGUCUGUAGUCCAGCACAUCAGCUACAAGUAAUGAGAAUCGAUUGUAUGCCCUACCAUGCGGAAAGGCGCAGGGUAAGGGUGAUGGAGCUUGUAAUAUACAACACUUAUAUGCGACUUACAAAGGUCCAACACCCGCUAAGAUUUAGAUGGCUUGAUCUGAAGCCACCAACGCCCCGUAUUCUGCACGAACAGACAUGAAUGGGCAAGUUACGGGUUUGAAUGAAUAAACUUGUCAAUUGCGAAG